GCGGAUCCCGCAAAACUCGCCGAUAUGUUGAAACGGAAAUUGGAACAGCAGAGGGAUCAUCUGGAAGAUAAGGACGAUCCCAAGAAGCCGGUUUCAAUAGAGGGAACCACAAUAUCAGAUUUUUUUGGCUCGCCGCUGUGGUUAAAGUUCUAUAACACGGAAAACAAGUUAAACGAGACGCUGGAUGAGCUAGACCCGCCUUCAGGCAUUCAGUGCAUGUAUAACCCUAUAGUAUACGCCUUACAAUUGCAUUGUGACUAUCUACGUCGUUAUUUAAACGGAGCGAAGAAGCUGGUUUUCAUAGGCAUGAAUCCGGGCCCCAAUGGAAUGGCUCAGACGGGCAUACCCUUUGGUAAUGUUCGAACUGUUAAGGUGCUGAUGCAGCUCUCAGGAUCUGUGGAGAAGCCUCCCAAUGAACAUCCCAAACGUCCUGUCGUGGGUUUGGACUGCAGGAUUGAGGAGCCCAGCGGCGUUCGACUGUGGGAACUGUUUUUGCGGCUAGCCGGCAACAUGGAGACCUUCGCCCAACAAUUUGUCCACAACUUCUGUCUGGCAUUUUUCGACGAAGCCGGCAAGAACUUGACACCCGGUGAGCUGAAAGGAACCUACAAACAGCAGUUGCGGGAUCGUUGCUUGGACACACUCGAGGAGCAGUUGCAUCUACUUCAACCCCAAGUGGUUGUGGCGGUUGGGGAAUAUGUUCACACCGCCUUGAAGCGUUCAAAGUUUUGCAAGUCGGAUUCUGUGAUAGUGCUCCGGUUGCCCCAUCCCAGUCCUCGGUCCGUGAAUAAUAACAAUUGGCCAGAGAAGGCGCAGGCGUUUCUGGAGGAUAAUGGUCUCAUACGGUAUAUGCGAAAUGAGGCUUAGAUGAAAAUGAAAGAUGUGUUUUUAAUUUCAUUAAUUUCAGUCAUCAAAAUGAAACAUUGUGUACAAUUUUGUAAUUUUAUAAUUAUUAAGA
Molecule: messenger RNA, 958 nt
Organism: Drosophila serrata
Lineage: Eukaryota; Metazoa; Arthropoda; Insecta; Diptera; Drosophilidae
Gene: Smug
Product: Single-strand-selective monofunctional uracil-DNA glycosylase
Biological process (GO): base-excision repair
Molecular function (GO): single-strand selective uracil DNA N-glycosylase activity; oxidized pyrimidine nucleobase lesion DNA N-glycosylase activity
Source: RefSeq, a predicted model, not a curated record